This is a messenger RNA of Emericellopsis cladophorae, 462 nucleotides long. RefSeq lists its product as uncharacterized. NCBI's taxonomy places the organism in Eukaryota, Fungi, Ascomycota, Sordariomycetes, Hypocreales, Bionectriaceae. The record is from RefSeq and is a predicted model, not a curated record. The transcript has 3 exons. Bases 1 to 462 code for a protein of 153 amino acids.
AUGCACCGCCAAGGCGCUUUCGCCGCCGGGACGAAGUCACGAAACUGCGUAGAGUGCCCGACAAACACCAUGAAACGGCCCUUCAGCUGGCCGGCGAUCGAGGCUCCGUCGACCUAUCCGGGGCUAGAGUGCCCAGAGCAUGCGGGCAUUUUCCGUCUCUCCUCCGUGGUCGCGGCCGCCUUGGCCUUUACCGGCGCCGUCAGCGCGGCCUUCGGCGACGGCAACGCCCAAGGUAUCGUCUACCGCGGCACUGGCUACGCCGCCCUCCGCUUCGCUCACGAGAACGGCCGGCUUGAUAAUAGCGAGUAUACUACCACCAACGUUAGGGUCACCCGCCUUAUCUCCCGCGGCGGUGGUAUCUUCUGCGUGUCCAUAUCCGGUGCCGCCGAGAUCGGUUAUAUAGACCUCGCUAACAGCGAUAAUAACGCCGUGCAUGAUGCGCUCGCCUUCUCGUUCGUUUGA